Molecule: messenger RNA, 1754 nt
Organism: Chlamydomonas reinhardtii
Lineage: Eukaryota; Viridiplantae; Chlorophyta; Chlorophyceae; Chlamydomonadales; Chlamydomonadaceae
Exons: 9
Coding region: 163-1185 (340 amino acids)
Molecular function (GO): zinc ion binding; oxidoreductase activity
Source: RefSeq, a predicted model, not a curated record
AUCUUGGGCAACUUAUUUUUGCGAGCCCCCACCAAUGUUGGGUGCGCUAAAGGACAUACGAAUUUGCUGCACACGUCCAAUCUUCUUAAGCUACGCUAGCCAACGAUCGCUUUUGCUAGUUGUAGACCGCAAGUCGCGCUAGCGAGCUGCCGCGACGCAACGAUGAAAGCCAUCGUUUGCGAGGGAUUGGGAGAUGCGAGGUCGCCGCUGGGGACGGGCUGUCUGGCGCUCAAGGAACUGCCCGAGCCCAAAUUGCCCGAUGGUCAUGUGCGCGUGCAAGUAGCCGCUGCAAGCCUGAACUUCCCCGACGCACUACAAAUUAAGGGUGGGUACCAGGACAAACCCAAGCUGCCCUUCAUUCCCGGCUCCGAGGUCUCCGGCGUGGUGACGGAGGUGGCAAGCGGGGUCAAGUCGCUGCGAGUGGGCGACAAGGUGUGUGCUGUGCGGCAGACCGGCGCGUUCGCGGAGCAGGCGGUGGUGCCGGCGCCAGCGGCCUGGAGGGUGCCAGAGGGUCUGGCGCUGGAGGAUGCCGCCGCCAUCCCCAUCGUGUACGGCACGGCUGACGUGUCACUACGGCACCGCGCGCAACUGAAGCCAGGCCAGACGGUGCUCGUGCUGGGCGCCGCAGGCGGCGUGGGCGUGGCGGCGCUGCAGCUAGCCAAGCUGGCGGGUGCCCGCGUGGUGGCGGUGGCCGGCGGCGCCGCCAAGGCCGACUUCCUGCGGGGCCAGGGCGCUGACGCGGUGGUUGACAGCGAGGCGGCGGCGGCGGCCAAGACGCCGCUGCACAAGGCCAUCAAGCAGGCGGCGCCCAAGGGCGUUGAUGUUGUGUUUGACCCUGUGGGCGGCUCCCAGCUGUUUGAGGCGCUCAAGUGUGUGGCCUGGGGCGCGCAGUACCUGGUCAUCGGAUUCGCCAGCGGCGACAUACCUAAGGUGCCAGCCAACCUGCUGCUGGUGAAGAACACAACCAUGCACGGCGUGUUCUGGGGCUCCUACAUGAUGCACCAGCCGCGUGUGCUGGCAGACUCCAUGCGCCAAGUGCUGGAGUGGUUUGGCCAGGGCAAGCUGCGCGUGGAGGUGUUCGCGAGGUUCCCUCUGGAGCGAGUGACGGAGGCGUUCCAGGUGAUUCUGGACCGGCGGGUGCGCGGCAAAGUCCUGCUCACCAUGGCGCCACGUGCUCGGCUGUAGCUGCAGCGGAGGAGGGCAGGAGCAGGUGGCUGUAGCCGAGGCUGCAGCGCUGCAGGGCGUGAGGCUGCGGGCGUCUGGUCUGACAGGUUGGCGGCAGCAGUGCUGGGAGCUGAAUCGGCACAGGCUUGCGCGCGAUGUGUAUGUACACUAGCAGCAGGGUCAGGGCAUCGUAGGUGACAGGGCCGGCAAUGGCAUUGCACUGAGCAUGCAGGGCGAUAGCGUCAGAGCCACGGGGUUUUAUGUGGCAGGGAGCACGCGCUGGUGGCACUGUGGCAGGGCUGCGUUAUAGAUUGUGUGCAGGGCAAGAGCGGGAGGCCUUGCUGUGCAAGAUGGCAGCACACCUGCAGGUGUGCCGUUUUUUAAUACCGGUUUAGCCAGUUAUUGAGUGCUACAUGACCAUCCGAUGCGCCAUACAGAUGGAGCAUGUUGCAUUUGUAGGAAUUCAAUGGCGUGUGUUGAAGCCUAGAGGAAUGCUGGAGCAUGGGAGGGUGCAGGGGCUGGCGUGUCAUCUUUGAUUAUUGGCUGGUUCCAGUGCAUCCACUAGAUAUAUACAGAGAUACUGUACACGU